This is a messenger RNA of Aspergillus homomorphus CBS 101889, 1680 nucleotides long. Its product is annotated as lysophospholipid acyltransferase. NCBI's taxonomy places the organism in Eukaryota, Fungi, Ascomycota, Eurotiomycetes, Eurotiales, Aspergillaceae. Gene Ontology annotation, cellular component: endoplasmic reticulum; membrane. Gene Ontology annotation, molecular function: 1-acylglycerol-3-phosphate O-acyltransferase activity; 1-acylglycerophosphocholine O-acyltransferase activity. Gene Ontology annotation, biological process: lipid modification; glycerophospholipid biosynthetic process. The transcript has 4 exons. Bases 1 to 1680 code for a protein of 559 amino acids. The record is from RefSeq and is a predicted model, not a curated record.
AUGUUGCCCUUUGUAGACCUUCUAUUUGGCUACCCUGCUAGGGUCACAGGAGCUUCCAUUGAUGAGCUCAAGCUCAUUGCGUCAUUUCUCCUCUCAUAUCCUCUGGCGGGACUCUUGAAGCGCAUCCCGGAUGCCCAACCUUGGAAGAAGAAUGCUUUCAUUAUCGCCGUCUCGCUGUUCUAUGUCGUUGGCUUGUUUGAUUUGUGGGAUGGUCUCCGCACGCUGGCCUAUAGCUCUGCUGGUAUCUACCUGAUCGCCUACUACAUUGAUGGAUCAUUGAUGCCAUGGAUUGGCUUUGUUUUCCUGAUGGGUCACAUGUCCAUCAACCACAUCUAUCGACAGAUCGUCGACGAUGCUCAGGUGGUGGAUAUCACCGGCGCCCAGAUGGUCCUUGUCAUGAAGCUUUCCGCGUUCUGCUGGAACGUGCACGAUGGCCGAUUACCUCAAAGCCAGCUUUCGGGCGCGCAAAAGUACGCCGCCAUUACCCAGUUUCCUAGUAUCCUGGAUUAUCUGGGCUACGUGCUCUUCUUUCCAUCUCUCUUCGCCGGUCCCGCCUUUGAUUAUGUUGACUAUCGUCGCUGGAUUGACACCACUCUGUUCGACGUACCUCCUGGAACCGAUCCGUCCAAGGUGCCCCCGACCCGGAGGAAGCGUAAAAUCCCUAGAAGCGGCACCCCCGCCACGAAGAAAGCUAUCGUUGGAUUGGUUUGGAUUCUACUCUUCUUGCAAUUGGGCUCCUUGUACAACCAAGACACUCUACUUGGAGGGAACUUCAUGAACCACUCUUUCCUCAGACGGAUCUUCAUAAUGCACAUGGUCGGCUUUGCCGCCCGAUGCAAGUACUACGGUGUCUGGUCGCUGACAGAGGGUGCAUGUAUUCUCUCAGGAAUGGGCUACAACGGCUUUGACCCCAAGUCGGGCGUCGUCUUCUGGAAUCGGCUUGAAAACGUGGAUCCAUGGAGCCUCGAGACUGCUCAGAAUUCCCACGGCUAUCUGGGCAGCUGGAACAAGAACACCAAUCACUGGCUGCGGAAUUAUGUCUACCUGCGUGUCACUCCCAAGGGCAAGAAGCCUGGUUUCCGCGCCAGCAUGGCCACUUUCACGACCAGCGCGUUCUGGCACGGCUUCUACCCCGGUUACUACCUGACCUUUAUUUUGGGCUCGAUCAUCCAGACCGUCGCUAAGAGCUUCCGCCGUCACGUCCGGCCCUUCUUCCUUACUCCCGAUGGCAGCAAACCCGGGCCUUACAAGCGCUACUAUGACGUCAUAAGCUGGCUCAUCACGCAAAUCACCAUGUCCUUCACCGUAAUGCCGUUCAUCUUCCUCUCCUUCGGCACCUCCGUCGCCGUCUGGCGCAGUGUCUAUUUCUACGGCAUUGUCAGCAAUCUGCUUUCUAUCGCUUUCUUCGCCAGUCCUGCUAAAGCCAUCCUUGUCAAGAAGCUCAGGGUCCGCGGCGCUAGCCGCCCGCCACACGGCCCCCGCACGGCGAGCAGCGAGUCGCUGCAACAACCGCCAACCCUCGGUCUCCCUAAUGAUGCCAUGCAGGAAUUCGACGACGCAGUCCAGGAAAUCAAGGCCGAAAUUGAAUCUCGUCGCAGACGCGGGAGUGUCGUCACCAUGCCGACGGGCGAGGAGCUGAAGAUUGCCGUCGAGAAUAAGAUGGGGCGCAAGCUCCCAUAA